UAUUCUGUUCCUACCUAUGCAUUGUGAGAUAUUAACCGCAUAUUUUUGCCUAAUGUUAAUUCUUUAGACAUAACAGUCCAAUAAAAAAUAUGUUCGGAAAAUGUUGUUGUGAGAGAGUGCCUCAGAUGACGCUCGAUAUUACCGCAACCUUUACACCUUUGAUACUGGCAGUUGCAAAUUGUAAAAUCAUUCUCCAAGACCCGUACGAUAAAAGAAUCUUACGUGGCGGCUUAUUAUUAAUUUCAUUGUACUCUAUUGAUAAACAAUUGAAUCGAUUUUAUACCUACUCAAUAUAAAUUGAAGGGCUGCGUGUAAAUCAAUUAUUCAAUGACAGGCACGUAUUCUGUCUGUCGUACUGCUACAUUAUUACCUACAACGGACAAAUAAUCUAGAGUUAGUUAGUUAUGAUUUACAUUCAAAUAAAAUUUCAUUCUUUUUUCAUUAAUGUAAUAUAAUACUUUUAUUACAUUACUUUGCUCAUAAACUUAUUCUCUUAAAGUCUUAUUGUUUUAUUUAAGACUGCGGUUACCAACUCUAGAAGAACUUCCGGAAAUGUGUAUGCAACAAAGAGAAAAAAUAGCUGUAGCAUUUCACGGUGAUAUUCCGGUAAAAAAAUUGAAAGGAAAGAAUGCUUUCGUUGAACUUCCAAAAUACUCAGCAAGAUACGAGUUUGUUUCAGAUUAUGGAUUUGAGAAUUUUAGAAAGGAAUUAAGGUUCAAGCCUGAGUAUGUAACUGAAGCUUAUACCAAUUUGAAGUCAUUAAAAAGCAGUUACUACAAAGAAUACGAUGACGUUGUUUUUGUUGGAAUGCACUACAGAGGAACAGAUUUUAUACCUCAUAUAAAAGAUUAUCUUCACGAUAAGUUUGAGGGACCACCGACCUACGAGUAUUACAACAAGGCGAUGUCGUUUUUUCAAGAAAAAUAUGAGAAAAUAAUUUUCGUAUUAAUAACGAUAGACAAAGACUGGUUAGACAAAAACAGAAUAGGUUUUAAAAAAGAUGUGAAUCUUGCAAUAAAUCCUUUCCAAUCGGAAAAAAUAAAGGACUUCGUCCUUCUUUCUCAUUGUAAUCACUCCAUUAUUUCUUUCGGAUCGUACUCUUCAACUGCGGCUUUGUUUGCCGGGGGUACAACGUUUGUGUACGACCUGGGGGUGCCUUUGAACAUGCCAGCACCCAUUCUCGCGAUGGGACUUGCAUCCAGGAUGCCUAAUUGGCACCUUCUUAAAUAAAAAUAGUACACUAUUACUUUUGUAUUAUCUCAGGGAGGCGUAUGAUAGCUUAGCUAAUUAAUUUAAAGAUAUUGCAGACGGAGUUAUUGGUAAUCAAUACCUCAUGAGCCUUCCCGUAUGCCAGAGGCGGACUUUAUUACGUUUCCAUUGAACAAUACGAAAACAUGACUGUGCCUCGCCAUACAGCGUGUUUCUAAAAUAAAUAGCAAGCGUUGGAGGGUGUUAACUAGAUGCAAUGGGGAUUGCAUGAUGAGUAAAGCAACAUGGUUAAAGGACACAAAAAGUUGUAAGAAAACUGGAAGAAAUUGCAAUUCGAAACCGGCCCUGUGCGUGAGUUGACAACGUACAGUGAAUGUGCGGUUACAAUUAAGCAGUUACAUCGAUGGAGAAUGUAAACAGUGACGGUUGUGGAACGACUAAGAAAGUAAAUGUCAACAUCUUACUAUUAUGCUACUACACAUGAUAAUGUUUAGACGCCCAUUAUGUUAAAAAUUAAUAAAAUAACUAUAUUUUGUUCAUCGCUGAUAGGAUGCAGUUUCAGCAUGACAUUAAGAACCUAAUAGAAAGAAAAACAUAAACGUUGCGUAAACAUUAAUAUGUAACUUAAUAUCCUCUAGAUAGGUAGAAUAAUUGUAAUUUUAUUAAUUGUAAGGUAUAUUUCCAAACCACUUUUGAGUUAAAAUGUGUUAUUUUUGUUUUAUGGGUGGCCCGCUACUAACCCUAUCCUCUACUUACAAAAAAUUAAUUACAACACCAGUAAACAUACCCGCAUACGCUCGUACACAACAAAACAAUUUUUUGAAAAUUUGAAUCGAGAACUAAAAGAAUUCGAGGCGUCUACCAAAAUUAUUUUUGAGUCGCGCGAAAACAUCCGUCACGUUGGUUUAUUUUAUUUAAAGCGAUCGUCGUGUGUAGUCGUGCAAGUCAUUAGCGUUCUGUACUGGUUUUUGAUACACGGGCUGUUUUAUGCAACCCCGUACAAAAUAGUAAAGUGGAUUUAGAUCCGAACUACGUACCCUCUGAGCUACAAGACCCGUACGUUCAAUCUAGCGUCUAAGAAAUUGUUUUAGAAAAUACUAUUCUGCACUGACCUCUGACAUUGAUACACUGACCUACUGCCAAUGACUUCGACUUACUACAUACAUACAAGCCUACAACGUUUAAAGAACAAAGAACUACUUUAGCAACUUAAACAUCGUCAAUCUAACAAAUAACAAAGAAUGCAUGAGUCAAAAAUACAACACGGAUGCUGCUAAUUACCAACCGAUUGAAUGUGGCGUUGCGUUGUCGUAAUUCUAUGCGUGAUGCUAUAAGGGCCGGACUGGUCCUUGUUUUUACUUUCAAAUUCGUUUUUCUCUAAAAUGGUGAACUUUUUUUGUACCACCAAGCAUUUACUUAGUUUUCUUAUUUUAAAGUGCUUUGUCACUUCCUUUAGGCCUGCUACUUAUUACAGAAACACCCUGUACAACAAGGGAUGGACUGUAAAUAAGUUUUAAGUGAUAAAAAUUGGUGGAUAUUAAUAAACGGGUAGAAUUCUGCCAUUACACAACAUCUAAGGUCAAGAUUGAUGAUAUUCUGAAAUUCUAACAUCUGACCUAAUUGAGAUAUUUUCGGCAGUUUCGGCGAUUCUAUUAUUCUGGUGUGAAUUCUUUUCCUGAUUUUUCACUUGUUUGCGACUCUUCAUUUACUUAAGUAUUAAUUCACUAUCAGUAAAGUUUAUUUAAACUAGAUAAUUAUUUAUUGUUGUAAUUGACUAGUGCAUUGGCAUUCUUUGUGACCUUGUUUACAGAUAAGAAACAUUAUUACAAUUUCCAACAGUAUUUUUUGUCACUGAAGUUUUAAUUCUUCAUUCAUUUCUGCAGUACUGUUAUUACAAUUGUGAAAAUAAGUAAAUAUUAAAACAAUGUGUACAAAGAAUGUAAUAGCGGAAUUUAGACCAGGAACGUAAUAAGGAGUUAAUUGAGUUUAUUGAACAACAUCCAUCAUUUAGCGGUUCAUCUGACGCAGACUAACGUAUUUUGAUAGAUUAAACGUAGAUAAUAAAGGCAAUGAUUAUUUAGACGCCGAAGUUCAAAACUCUUUCGCAAAAUUUGAAACUGUGUGUCAAACUGAAAAGGUACUUUUUAACAUACAAUGUUAACUGGACGAAAGCAAUCCAAAAGGGGAUGUGCGACCGAUAUUCAUAGUGAAGUUACUGUGGGAGAUAUCAAUUUAUUAAAAUUAGAGAAGAAAGAGGAACAUAAUCCACAAUUAUCAAGCCAUAAAGAAUAAGAACAAAAUAAAGGAAUAUAAAAAUAAACAUUAAAUAUUUCUAAUAUUUCGAUGAAUAUGCCCGUA
Messenger RNA from Agrilus planipennis (emerald ash borer), 3567 nucleotides. Its product is annotated as galactoside 2-alpha-L-fucosyltransferase 3-like. Gene Ontology annotation, cellular component: membrane. NCBI's taxonomy places the organism in Eukaryota, Metazoa, Arthropoda, Insecta, Coleoptera, Buprestidae. The record is from RefSeq and is a predicted model, not a curated record. The coding region runs from base 553 to 1230 and encodes 225 amino acids. Gene Ontology annotation, molecular function: galactoside 2-alpha-L-fucosyltransferase activity. The transcript has 3 exons. Gene Ontology annotation, biological process: carbohydrate metabolic process.